AUGGUUGUUUCAGAACAGAUACGACAGUCCCAGAGGAUGCCAGUUUCAGCCCCAGGCACAUACAGACGGCAGAGAGCCUCAGCAGCAUUUUUUCUCGGUUUUCUCUCUUUAGUUUUCUCUGUUACAGCAUUCAGUAGCAAUUACUGGUGUGAAGGGACAAGAAAAGUUGCCAAACCUUUCUGCAUAGGACAGGCCAAAGGGGAUAACUGCAUCCGCUUUAAUAGCCCUGAUGCCAACAACAGCAAUGCUGUGCAAUAUAUAUGGGAGAUGGGAGACGACAAGUUUGUUGACCGAAAGUUUCAUGCUGGGAUUUGGUAUUCAUGUGAAGAAAUUAUAAAUGGGGAAGGUGAGAAAUGUAGAAGUUUUAUCAGUUUGACUCCAGCUUCUGAUCGAGGAGUUUUAUGGCUGUCUAUUGUAGCAGAGCUACUCUAUAACAUUUUGCUUCUGACUGGAGUCGUUCUCAUGUCAGUAGAAAUGUGCUACUACAGUACCGUCAUUGAUGGACUAAAGAUCAACGCCUUUUCUGCAGUAGUCAUCGUACUAGCAGGUCUUCUGGGCAUGGUUGCUCACAUGAUGUACACAACUGUAUUUCAAAUGACUGUAAAUCUUGGUCCUGAAGACUGGAGACCUCACACAUGGGAUUAUGGCUGGUCCUAUUG
This is a messenger RNA of Lagopus leucura (white-tailed ptarmigan), 659 nucleotides long. Its product is annotated as germ cell-specific gene 1-like protein. The annotation marks the transcript as partial. The transcript is spliced from 4 exons. The record is from RefSeq and is a predicted model, not a curated record. Gene Ontology annotation, cellular component: plasma membrane. NCBI's taxonomy places the organism in Eukaryota, Metazoa, Chordata, Aves, Galliformes, Phasianidae.